Trichomonas vaginalis G3 is the source of this 573-nucleotide messenger RNA. RefSeq lists its product as uncharacterized. The coding region runs from base 1 to 573 and encodes 190 amino acids. The transcript has a single exon. NCBI's taxonomy places the organism in Eukaryota, Parabasalia, Trichomonadida, Trichomonadidae. The record is from RefSeq and is a predicted model, not a curated record.
AUGUAUAAAUGCAUGGAUGUUAAUCGUUUUCAUUUCAUUGAAGGUGAUACUGAUUCAUCUUAUUGGGCAAUCGCUGGCGAUCCAAGUCUUCCUAACACUCAAGCAUUUCAAGCAAUUGUAACCGAUAAACAAUUUUAUGAUAAAAACAUUUUCAAAUUCGCACCAUUUGAUUUCUUCUGUUUUGAUGAGAAAUUUAAACCUAUAUUAAAGAAUAAAGCUGAAGAAAAAGCACAUGAGAAGAAGUUAUUGGGUUUAGCAAUUGAGAAACAAGGCGAUAACAUGGUUGCUUUAUGCCCUAAGUGUUAUACAUCAUUCAACGGUUCAAUUGAUGGAAGUGAUUUUAAAAAGAUUGCACAAAAAAUGAAAGGUGUUAGUUUACGACAAAAUAAACAAUUAACACCUAAAAAUUAUUUGGAUAUAAUAAAUGAUAAAGUGAUAUUUGAUGGUCAAAAUAUUAAUUUACAACUUAAAAACGGGUCAAUGACUCGCUUAACAAUCGGUAAAACUGCAUUAACAGGAGCACACACUAAGGCUGUAUGUUGUGAAAAUGGAUGUUGUAUGCCAUUUAUUUAA